This is a messenger RNA of Saccoglossus kowalevskii, 1141 nucleotides long. RefSeq names its product putative cell agglutination protein 1742.01-like. The record is from RefSeq and is a predicted model, not a curated record. Lineage: Eukaryota; Metazoa; Hemichordata; Enteropneusta; Harrimaniidae.
AUGGGAGCUGCGAGUGUAGUUACUGGUUCAUUGCAUAGAGUUACCACUGAAUCUGUGGCUGUGACUACUGGUUCACUGCAUAGAGUUACCACUGAAGCUGUGGCUGUGAAUACUGGUUCACUGUAUGGCAUUACCAUGGGAGCUGCGAGUGUAGUUACUGGUUCAUUGCAUAGAGUUACCACUGAAUCUGUGGCUGUGACUGUGACUACUGGUUCACUGCAUAGAGUUUCCACUGGAGCUGUUGCUGUGACUACUGGUUCACUGCACGGAGUUACCACUGAAUCUGUGGUUGUAGCUACUGGUUUACUGCAUGGAGUUUCCACUAGAGAUGUGGUUGUGACUACUGGUUCACUGCAAGGAGUUACCACUGAAGCUGUAUCUGUGACUACUGGUUCACUGCAUGGAGUUGCCACAGAAGCUGUAUCUGUGACUACUGGUUCACUGCAUGGAGUUGCCACAGAAGCUGUAUCUGUGACUACUGGUUCACUGCAUGGAGUUACCACUGAAGCUGUAUCUGUGACUACUGGUUCACUGCAUGGAGUUACCACUGGAGCUGUAUCUGUGACUACUGUUUCCACUGAAGCUGUAUCUGUGACUACUGGUUCACUGCAUGGAGUUACCACUGAAUCUGUGGUUGUAGCUACUGGUUUACUGCAUGGAGUUACCACUAAAGCUGUGGCUGUGGCUGUGACUACUGGUUCACUGCAUGGAGUUACCACUGAAUCUGUGGUUGUAGCUACUGGUUUACUGCAUGGAGUUACCACUAAAGCUGUGGUUGUGACUACUGGUUCACUGCAUGGAGUUACCACUAAAGCUGUGGCUGUGACUACUGGUUCACUGCAUGGAGUUACCACUGAAGCUGUGGUUGUAGCUACUGGUUCACUGCAUGGAGUUACCACUAAAGCUGUGGCUGUGACUACUGGUUCAUUGCACGGUGUUACCACUGAAGCUGUGACUACUGGUUCAUUGCACGGUGUUACCACUGAAGCUGUGGCUGUGACUAGUGGUUCACUGCAUGGAGUUACCACUGAAGCUGUAUCUGUGACUACUGGUUCACUGCAUGGAGUUACCACUAAAGCUGUGGCUGUCACUACUGGUUCACUGCAUGGAGUUACCACUGAAUCUGUGGUUGUAGCUACUG